AUGGAGAGAUGGGGUCUGCUCACGUGCCUGGUCCUGGCCACCUGCAUCUCCUGGACCCAGUCACAGGCGGUGGGCGUGGGCGACGACACCCCGGCCCCCGCCACCCCAGACUCCGGUGUGAAUACCACCGCUCCGCAGACCCUGGCAGAGAAGCAGUACCAGAAGGCCAUCUCCAUACGGGACUCAGCAUCCCCCAGCAAGGAGGACCUGGCCACGGCGGUGAAUCUGCUGCUGGCCGCCGCGGGGAUCGACGCCAUCCAGGUCGCCCCCGGACGUGGCCGGGCGGCCGGCACGGGUCCCCCCCAGGCCAGGGAUGCGCCGGUCACCGCAGCGGAUGUGAGCAUCGUCCCCACCCCCAACGCCGGGGCACCCCACAAGGAGGCCCUGCGCGAGCUCAUCUACGUGUACCUGGAGGGGGACGGCGUGCCCUACAACCCCGCCAUCGCCGACGCGCUGCUGCAUGUGCUGGCCGACGCCGGGUCGGCGGAGGCCGGCGCAGACGUGGGCCUGCACACCUCGCUGGGGGUGCGGCUGGUGGGCCCCAACCCGCGCGGCGCGCUGUUCGCGCUGUCCGCGCCGGACCUCCCCGCCGCGCUUGCGCGGUACCAGCUGGCGGCCAUGGCUGGCGACGGCGCGGCGCAGAUGGCGCUGGGCCACCGCCACCUGCACGGGCUGGGCGUGCCGCGCUCCUGCGAGGCCGCCGCGCUGUACUACAUCCCCGCCGCCGGCGCGGCGGUCCUGCACUACCAGUGGUUUGCGGACUUUGGGCACGUGGAGGCCGCGCGCGCGGUGGCGCUGGCGCUCGCCCGCGGCGGCGAUGCCGACAUGGUGCGCGCCGUCGGCUACCUGCGCCAGUCGGCGGAGGCGGGGGACGCGGAGGCGCAGGCGCACCUGGGCCACGCCUACGCCGGCGGCGUCGGGGUGGCCCGUGACAACGCCACCGCGGCCCACUGGUUCAAGCAGGCCGCCGAGAAGGGUCAUCCGAGCGGGUACUUUGGUCUGGGGUAUAUGCACCUCGAGGGAUCAGUGGAGGGCGCGUCCCUGCAAAGAGCCUUUUCCUACUUCAGGCAGGCGGCUGACGCGGGAGUGAUGGUGGGCCAGUGGCCCGGGCACGCAGACGCUCACUUCUUCCUAGGCAUGAUGCACCUGCGGGGGAUGGCGGUCGCCCCCGACAUGCAGCGCGCGGUGCACCACCUGGGCGUGGCGGCGCGGCGCGGGCACAUCCUGGCCGGCUACGACCUGGCCAUGCUGCACCUGGGGGGGCACACGGGGUCGCGGGCCGCCUGCCCCGACGCGGUGGCCCUGCUCAAGGAGGUGGCGGAGCGCGGCUGGCCCACGCUGCAGGAGGCGCAUGAGGAGUGGCUGCGCGGCGAGCCCGAGUGGGCCCUGCUCAACUACCUCAAGGCCGCGGAGAUGGGGCGCCUGUGCAGCUAG
Messenger RNA from Auxenochlorella protothecoides, 1434 nucleotides. RefSeq names its product Sel-1-like protein 1. The transcript is spliced from 7 exons. Gene Ontology annotation, cellular component: endoplasmic reticulum membrane. The record is from RefSeq and is a predicted model, not a curated record. Gene Ontology annotation, molecular function: protein binding. The coding region runs from base 1 to 1434 and encodes 477 amino acids. NCBI's taxonomy places the organism in Eukaryota, Viridiplantae, Chlorophyta, Trebouxiophyceae, Chlorellales, Chlorellaceae. Gene Ontology annotation, biological process: ERAD pathway.